Globicephala melas (long-finned pilot whale) is the source of this 6573-nucleotide messenger RNA. RefSeq names its product kelch repeat and BTB domain containing 4 (gene KBTBD4). Lineage: Eukaryota; Metazoa; Chordata; Mammalia; Artiodactyla; Delphinidae. Gene Ontology annotation, molecular function: protein binding. The record is from RefSeq and is a predicted model, not a curated record.
CAGCACCCUCCAAGUCCCUGGGCACAUGGUGCUGCAGGAGGAGACUGAGCCGGCGGCCUGGACGUGUGGAUGCCAGUUCCUCGUCCUGGAUGUGCAGCUGCCCCAUGAUAUCCAGCUCCAGCCCAGACCAGAGCAGCUGCAAGGGGAGCCGUGGACAGCGUGACCUGAAACUGCCAGUGACCCUCCCCAAAGGUCAAGGACCCCUUUGAGAAGAACCUCUUUCUUUCCUGCUUCUCGGAUCUUAGUUCCCCAACCAGGGAAUGAACGUGGGCCCAUGGCAGUGAAAGCGUGGAGUCCUAACCACUGGACCGCCAGGGAAUUCCCUCAACACACUCUUAUAAAUUGACGAUGACAAAACUGUGUCAGAGUGGAGCUAGGAUGGAAUCCAGUACUGAUGCUCUUAAGCCACCACAAUCCAAUGGCCAUAAUUCCUGCCCAGGAUCUCUACCAGGUCCUCCCUGCCCAGACUGCUGCCCAGUUCCAAGGCUCCUACCUCAACAUAGCCAGACAGGGGGAAAUCUUUCCGGAAAGGAUGUCCCUCAAAACCAUAGUCUGUUAGGAUCCUUCUUAGGUCAGGGUGGUUAGCAAAGAAGACUCCAAACAUGUCCCAAAUCUAGAAAAAAGAGGCACUCAGGCAAUCAGCCAUCACAGCCAACACAGGGUGAGGGGCUGCACUGUAUCCAGUAAUUUCAAUCAGUUCUGCAACUCCGGCCCAGAGGUGGGUCCACCACGUCCAGUAACUCACCUCCCUCUCAUACCAGUUGGCUGCCUUGUACACAGACACAGAAGACUCAAUGGGUGUCAGCUCAUCUGUAUAGGUCUUCACACGGAUCCGGGAGUUGAAACGCAGAGAGAGCAAGUUGUAAACAAUCUAGGGAGAAUGGAGGGAGCUGGAGGACCAAGAGGACCACAGGCUGAGGGGUCUGGGACAGAAGUCCCUGAGUGGGAGCAUAAUAAUGAGGAUACAGGGUGGGUUAAAGUUCCACCCUGUGAACCUGCCUUCUGUCCCGAACUUCAAAACCUCAAGAUGCUCUUAUACUUGCAACUACUUCCAAAGGCCUAAGCCACCCUAUAGCUCAGCCUGUCAGCAUGCUUGUCUUUGCUCAUGCUACUGGAUGCCUCCCGACCUGCCCUCCCUCACUGGGCUAAUUCCUGGUCUCCUAGUUAUCCAUUAAGAUUCAGCACAAACUUUCUCUCUCCCUUCAUAAAAGCCUCCUAGACAGGGCUAAGUGCCUCUCCUGUGUUCUUAUAAUAUCCCAUGAAUUAUGUUAUUACAGUAAACUGUUUUAUGUGUCCUUCUUCCUCACUAGAGUGUGGGGGACUCCUGGAGGUCAGGUACUGGGUGUUAUUUCUCUCUCAAUCCCAGGAUCUGGCAGAAAGUAGAUGACCAUACUAACAAUAACAAUAGCUAUAUGUAUUGAGAACUUAUUGUGUGCUAGCAGUCUACCUGUACUAUCUCAUUUAAUCCUCACAACCACCCUAUCAGAUAGGGUGGUUUUAUGCUUUGUUUGUACUUACUUUGCACAUAAGAAAACUAAAUUCAGAAAAAUCAAACAAAAUGUUUGAAGCCACACAGCUUACUAAUGGCAAAGCUACAAUUCAAACUCAGUCUGCCUGAUUCUGAGGCCCUGGUUUAACUGCUGUGUUGUAUUGUUUGACCUGAACAGAAACUAAGGAGGCUAUGGUUCCCAAAGGUAGCUAUCACCCUAAAACUGUUUUGUCCCCUUUCCCUCCUUUACUCUCCAAACCUCAAGUCUCCUGACUGACCUCAAAACGGUUCUGCCGGGUGGGGAUAUCCACCGCUGUCAAGUCAGCCAAGGAUUUGAAUUGUGCAUUGGUGUGAUCCCUGAGGAAAGUCAGCACUGGGAUGACUCCAUCAGGAUGGAUACAGAUCUCUAACUCACUGAAGCAGGACACCUGCAGACAUGGAACAGGAGAGGAGAAGGAACAAAGCUACAGAGGGAGCAGCUAACUUCAGCUGGAGUCUCCAGAUUAAAGGCAGAGAAAAAAGACCAAGUUGGGAUGGAGGAGUCUGUGGUUUGAUUCCAGGCUGCCCACUCCCACAUGCCCUAAGAACACAGUUCUUUCUUUCAGUGUUUUUUGGGGUUUUUUUUUUUUGGCCGUGCCACGUGGCACGUGGGAUCUUAGUUCCCCAACCAGGGAUCGAAAGUGCGGAGUCCCAACCACUGGACUGACAGGGAAGUCUCAACAUGGUUCUUUCUUGACCCAAACCCGAACAACAGUAGUGAAUAUUACCUGAACUUGUUGGACAUACUUGGGCAGGAUUUCAGCCACAUACUCUCCAAAAGCUGAGAGCUGCUUGUGGGCCACAUCAUUCUGUGGUCUGACAGUGGCUGGAAGGAGAAGGCAUAUUUAAGUAAGGAAAGUAGAAGGCAGCAGCCAGCCCUGCAUUCAGUCUCUUGAGCUUGUAAGGGGUGCCGUUUCCCAGUCAGGACUCCCUGCAGAACCUUGAGAAAGGUGAAGUGGAAGCUUCCUCUUCCGAACAGAAAGUGAUCAAAACAUAAGGAAAAUGCCACCUACACAGUCCACAAAGACUCACCUUAUUACUGCAGCUGGGGUGUUUGACCCUUUUCAAAACUACUCCAUGGUUCUUCCUUCACAAUGCCUGCAUUUCUGCUAAAAGCAGCAUAUGUCUCAGCUCUCUUACCACACUAGAAGCUCUUUAAGUGUGAGAAUCAGAACUUUUGCUUCUCUUUAUCUCCUUAGCAUCUGGCUCAUAGCAGGUUCUCCAGCUAAGAACUUCAGGGCUGAAGAGCCAUCACAGAUUAUGUAGUUGAAACCUUUUUUUUGUGUGUGACAUAGAUGAGGAAACUGAGGCCCAGAAAGGGGGAAAUGUCAGGUUUCCUGACUCCCACUCGGCUUAUAUUGACUGUAACUUAUCUCCGUACACUCAUUCGUACAACACUAAAUCACUGAGCAACCACACAUCAUAGGCCGCAGAGUAACUGUUUUCUCUGUCUUUGGCAGCAGGCAGGCCUACUUUGUCACUUACUAGUGCUGUGAUCCCGGGCAAGUUACUUCUCUGGACUAUUUCCUGCUCUACAGUAGAAGAGCAUAAUACUAUCUAUCUCAUAAGAUUGUUGUGGAGACUAUAAUCGUUCAUUAAUCGCUUAGCAAGGUGCCUGGCACACAAUAAGCAUUCAAGUAACGUGGGCUACUAUUAUAACAAGACUCAGAGGCCCAAAGUUUAUGUUUCCUGCUUUCAAAGAGAUGCCAGUUUAAUCAGAGAAAAAGGGAAUCAUGGAAAUGGACAAGGGGCAACAGGACCAUAACAGAGAGGCCUAAGGGCACAGGGAGGGCCCGAUUCUGCCUGCAGAGUGAGGACCAUUGGAGUCAGCUCUCUAAGGACAAACAGAGACUUGCGAGGAAACGCAGGGGAGGGCAGCCCAGGACAAGGGCAAACAUCUGACAAAGGGAAAGAACGGGGCCCCGCCUGUAGUCCCGAGAAGGGCCGGACCCGCACAUACUCACGGCGCGUGUCUGCCGCGGCGCUUUCCCUCCUCACCGGCAACAACAGCACCAAGGGUCUCCAGGCCACUGCAUGGGAAGAUAGACACCGAAGCGCAGGGUGAGGCCUGAGGAACUCCCUGCGCUGGGCGUGUAACCGUUCCUGCCCCGGGCCUCAGCCAGCUGUCCACUGCUCACCUCUGGCCAGCGCAGCGGACCCCACGAGCCCCAGCCAACAGCUCCGAGCCGCUGCUGCCGCCGCCGCCGCCGCCAUGUUCCCCGGAUACACUCCAGGUAGCCGAGGGCAGAUCCAUAGGACACGGAGCCCCAAGGGCACGGACCGGAAACGGAAGUGUGCAACAGAUCUUCUUCCGGGCGGACGCGGGGUCGGAAGCAGAGGUUCCGGGUUCCGGGUUCCGGGUUCCGGGCUUCGGAAUGAAAGGAGGGAAGGCAGGUGAGAAAGCGAAGCCAGCGGGUGGGGAAACCGUGACGUGAACGUGCCCUAGCUUGGUGUGACAGAGGCUGGAGAGAAGGCAAGGAUCCUAAGGAACCAGACUGGAAUGUGAUGUCAUUGCAAGAGCGUGAGUCCAGCUUUGGUUGAAGGAGAACAUCAGAGAUGUCAUUAACAGGGCCAGGACUAAGGCUAAUCUGGGCCGACUGUGCCCUCACUUUUCCCUUCUCCCUCCCUGCAUUGGACAAUUGGAUUCAUAGGCUGUGGCUAUGGACUACUUCAGUUAUUCAGGGUGGUGGUGUUUUGCAGACAACUGGCAGAGAGAGAAGUUGGCUACUACCAUGGAAUCACCAGAGGAGCCUGGAGCAGCCAUGGAUGAGAACUACUUUGUGAACUACACUUUCAAAGAUAGGUCACACUCAGGCCGUGUGGCUCAAGGCAUCAUGAAACUGUGUUUGGAGGAAGAGCUCUUUGCUGAUGUCACCAUUUCAGUGGAAGGCCGGGAGUUUCAGCUCCACCGAUUGGUCCUCUCAGCUCAGAGUUGCUUCUUCCGGUCCAUGUUCACUUCCAACCUGAAGGAGGCCCACAACCGGGUAAUUGUGCUGCAGGAUGUGAGCGAGUCUGUUUUCCAGCUCCUGGUUGAUUAUAUCUACCAUGGGACUGUGAAACUUCGAGCUGAGGAGCUGCAGGAAAUAUAUGAGGUGUCAGACAUGUAUCAGCUGACAUCUCUCUUUGAGGAGUGUUCUCGGUUUUUGGCCCGCACAGUGCAGGUGGGCAACUGUCUUCAGGUGAUGUGGCUGGCAGAUCGACACAGUGAUCCUGAGCUCUACACUGCUGCCAAGCACUGUGCCAAGGCCCACCUGGCCCAGCUGCAGAGCACAGAGGAAUUUCUCCACUUGCCCCACCGUCUACUCACUGAUAUCAUCUCUGAUGGAGUUCCAUGUUCCCAGAACCCAACAGAGGCAAUAGAAGCCUGGAUCAAUUUUAAUAAAGAAGAAAGAGAGGCUUUUUCAGAGUCACUCAGGACUAGCUUGAAGGAAAUUGGGGAGAAUGUACACAUUUACCUGAUCGGGAAAGAGUCAUCUCGUACCCACUCGUUGGCUGUGUCCUUACAUUGUGCAGAAGAUGACUCCAUCAGUGUAAGUGGCCAAAACAGCUUGUGCCACCAGAUCACUGCAGCCUGCAAGCAUGGCGGAGACUUGUAUGUGGUGGGAGGGUCCAUCCCACGGCGCAUGUGGAAGUGCAACAAUGCCACUGUGGACUGGGAAUGGUGUGCGCCUUUGCCCCGUGACCGACUCCAGCACACCCUGGUGUCUGUGCCCGGGAAAGAUGCCAUAUAUUCACUGGGUGGCAAGACGCUGCAGGAUACCCUCUCCAAUGCAGUUAUCUAUUAUCGGGUAGGUGAUAACGUCUGGACUGAGACAACCCAGUUAGAGGUGGCUGUGUCAGGGGCCGCUGGUGCCAACCUCAACGGGAUCAUCUACUUACUAGGGGGGGAGGAGAAUGACCUGGACUUCUUUACCAAACCGUCCCGACUCAUCCAGUGCUUUGACACAGAGACAGACAAGUGUCACGUGAAACCCUAUGUGCUGCCCUUCGCUGGCCGCAUGCACGCAGCUGUGCAUAAGGAUCUGGUGUUCAUCGUGGCUGAAGGGGACUCCCUGGUGUGCUACAAUCCCCUGCUAGACAGCUUCACCCGGCUUUGCCUUCCUGAGGCCUGGAGCUCUGCCCCAUCCCUCUGGAAGAUUGCCAGCUGUAAUGGGAGCAUCUAUGUUUUUCGGGACCGAUAUAAAAAGGGGGAUGCCAACACCUACAAGCUUGAUCCUGCCACUUCGGCUGUAACUGUCACUAGAGGCAUUAAGGUGCUGCUUACCAAUUUGCAGUUUGUGUUGGCCUAAGGCUGUGAGGGAAAGAGCGGCUGACUUUUGCCCUCCCUUUCUCCAGCACCUACCCAUCCAAACUCAAAGUCCCGGAGGCCCCCAUUCAGGUACUAUGUUAUUUUUUGGCACAUGUUAGAAAGGCAGCGCCUCAACCCUUGAACUCAUAAGGGUGUUCCGUUUGGGGCUUUUUAGACUGCUGCUUCUCAGCUGGCUGGUUGAACUGAGAGUAGGCCAGCCUGUUCGCCAUCCCCUUGUAAUCCUGUGCCUCCCUACAGAGCACGUAGAGCAAGCCUCUUCUCCGCCCUUAGGCACUGCCUCCCCUCUUUACCUGAUCAGUGUUACAUAGAAGCACCCCUGAUCCCGGGACAGAAGGAAAGAUGCCCAGUCUUCCUUUUUUUCCAUAGCCUGUUAAGUGGCUAAUUGGUCAUUUUUCCACGAAGAAUUAGGUGUUAGAGUUCUCCUUCAGGCUUUGGUUGGGAGAAUGGACUAAGCUGAAGGUGUCCUUCACCAGCAAGAGUCUACCCUAGAAUUUAGGACGUUUGUCUGUUGUUUUUCAUCUGUCUGUCAAGAAAUGUAUACUUUGGUUUUAUUUUUGGCUUAUUCCAAGGAGUAAGCCAGAAAGAAGUAGAAAGGAUUAUUUCUGAUUAAUCGCAGAAACUUUUUUCAAACUCAAAUAUAUAAGGUCUCUAUUCUUUUAAAAGCUCUAAGCUAAGCCAAGAGCUAGGAACUGUUCAUACAAAUAAAAGUUUUUGAAGCGAUAUGUGUGUCUGUUUU